Molecule: messenger RNA, 729 nt
Organism: Cyphellophora attinorum
Lineage: Eukaryota; Fungi; Ascomycota; Eurotiomycetes; Chaetothyriales; Cyphellophoraceae
Exons: 2
Coding region: 1-729 (242 amino acids)
Source: RefSeq, a predicted model, not a curated record
AUGUUGCUAUCCUGGCUCCUCCUCCUCGCAGCCCUUCUCCUUCCAACGUCCGCCUGGCCUUUCAUCCCAUCCUCCACGCCCACCAGCACCACCCGCACCCUCCAGCGCCGCCAAUGCACCCACCGCCCCAACUCAGACCAAUACGACUGUGACUUCACUCUUCCCACUCUGACCCAAAUCAUCGAACACCUCCGCGACAAGGCUCAUGGCGGCAUGGCCGACGCCGACCACUCUGCCCUCUUCUACACCAACCUCGCGUACCCCAACACCGCCGUCACCAACAAGGAACUCGGCUGGAUCCACGCGUACAACAUCGCGCAGGGCAUCCAGGACAAGGUCUAUUGGCUGCAGAGCAAUGUCGACUUUCCUUGGUUCAAAGCCCAAAAAGAAUGGAUCGAAUCCCACCCCACCGAAUUCAACGCCCGCUACGGCACCGACCCCGAGCCAGUCGAUAUCUUUUGGAUGUGUUACUACCAGGCCCUCGCGCUUGCCGCCGUGCACCCGGAUGCGUAUGUUUACACGCCCAAGGGUGUUGACUGGAAGAAGACUUCGAUAUGGGCGAAUGUCGAGUUCCCGAGCUUGACGGCGAAUGAGAAUGUGAAGAGGAUCUAUCGGGUUGAUCCACGGCCGAACGAUGAGGAUGCGUGUGGUGCGGAGGAGGAGUUGGUUUGGGAUCGUGGGAGGGGGAAUGGGGUGAGGAAGGUGAGAUGGACUUGUCCUAUUACUUAG